This is a messenger RNA of Crotalus tigris (Tiger rattlesnake), 3215 nucleotides long. RefSeq names its product upstream transcription factor 2, c-fos interacting (gene USF2). Lineage: Eukaryota; Metazoa; Chordata; Lepidosauria; Squamata; Viperidae. The transcript is spliced from 10 exons. Gene Ontology annotation, molecular function: RNA polymerase II cis-regulatory region sequence-specific DNA binding; protein dimerization activity; DNA-binding transcription factor activity, RNA polymerase II-specific. Gene Ontology annotation, biological process: regulation of transcription by RNA polymerase II. The record is from RefSeq and is a predicted model, not a curated record. Bases 495 to 1445 code for a protein of 316 amino acids.
UCGUCGCAACGUUCCAUUUCCCCUCCCCCUCUCGCUCCGUCUUGCUGCAACGUUCCAUCCGCUGCCUGCCCGCCGACGCUCCGAAGCAGGCCGCGGACGCUCCAUCGGCAGCCGCGCUGGCUGAGCCGGGCUUCCCGGGGCCUCGACGCCGUCCUCGUCCUCCUUCUCCUCGUCCUUCUUCUCCUCCUCCUCCUGCGGUUCCCACGCUCUUCUCCCGACUCUUCCCCCUCACGUGUCCCGGGCUCCCAGCUGGGGAAGGAGGGAGGGAGAGAACCGCUCGCUCGCUCUUUCCUUCUCACAUGACCCGAGUGUUUGUCCCCGUGAUCAGCGCCUCGGCUCCCGUGUCUCCUCCGCGUCCCCUCUACCUCCAUCCGGCGUGAGAUUUAAAACUCGUCCCCUCCUUCUCCUGCUUCCUCCCCCCCCCACCCGUCCCCCUUGGGGCCAGCGGGGCGCCCCCUCCCUCUCCCUUCCCCCUCCCCCUCCCCUCUCCCCCCAUGGACAUGCUGGAACCCGGACUGGAUACAGCCACCGCCGCCGCUGCUUCCAGCCACGAGAAAGAUCAAGAAAGUGAAGAUGGAGUUGAGCUACGGGAAGGGGACGGCACAAAUGCAGAUGAACAGACCGCAGUGGCCAUUGCCAGUGUCCAGCAAGCAGCUUUUGCAGACCAUAAUAUUCAGUAUCAGUUUCGAACAGAGAACAAUGGUGGACAGGUGACAUACAGAGUAGUUCAGGUGACGGACAGUCAGCUGGAUGGACAAACGGAUGCAACGGGGGCCGUUAGUGUGGUCUCAACCGCAGCUUUCACCAGUGGUCAGCAAGCUGUUGCUCAGGCUGUGAUUCAGAACCCUUUCAGUAAUGGUGGGAGCCCAGCCACAGAUGCUGUGAGCGGUGAAGCCCGUUUUGCAUACUUCCCUGCUUCCACCGUGGGGGAUGCCACCGCAGUGUCCGUACAGACAACUGAUCAGUCGCUGACACAAGCUGGAGGUCAGUUCUACGUGAUGAUGACCCCCCAAGACGUGUUGCAGACGGGAACGCAACGUACGAUAGCUCCCCGCACCCACCCCUAUUCCCCGAAAAUGGACGGGACGCGAACGCCCCGGGAUGAGAGGAGAAGAGCUCAACACAACGAAGUUGAACGGAGGAGGCGGGACAAGAUCAACAAUUGGAUCGUACAGCUGUCAAAAAUCAUUCCAGACUGCAAUACAGACAACAGCAAGACAGGGGCGAGCAAAGGGGGCAUCCUCUCCAAAGCCUGUGACUACAUCCGGGAGCUGCGCCAGACGAACCAGCGUAUGCAGGAGACGUUCAAGGAAGCCGAGAGGCUUCAGAUGGAUAAUGACCUGCUACGGCAACAGAUCGAGCAGCUGAAGAACGAAAACGCCCUUUUGAGAGCACAGCUUCAACAGCACGGAAUUGAAAUGGUGGGCGAUGCCCCAGGGCAGUAGCCCCUUUUUUCGCCUCUGCCUACACGCCGAACGAAUCUCAGCAUCUCCAGUUCUUCUGGGGUUUUUUUUUUAUAUAAACCGAAUCCCCUCUGAAUCCCGACAACAAUGACACACCAAAACCAUGGCCUGCGGAUCCGUUUGAGGGCAGGGAUGUGGGGAGGGGAGGGGCAGGAGGGAGGAGGUAGUGGAGUCAGGGGACUUGGGGGGGGGGGGGCUUUUCUACCCCAAACCUUGCUACUGCUCUAAAAGGUGCAUCCUUGUCUCCCUCCCUCUGUCCUCCCUUUCUUUCCCCCGGGACGUAUUAAGAUUUAACAGGCAAAAUCCUGCAAUUUUUUUUUAUAUAUAUAUAUAUAUAUAUAAUAGAUUUUUAACACGGGUUCACUGACUUCUGUCGCCCUUUCCUGGGUGGGGACUCGAGGGAGGUGGGGAGCACACACCCUUCCUUGAGUUUGGCUGUUUAAAAGGAAAAAAAAACAAAACCCCCUAGAUUUUUCUCUUGUCUCUUCUGCACGUUUUGGGCCUCUUGCAACCCAGGGCACUCUCCUGUUUGGGUGCAAACAUAGCCAGAGGGACUCCUUGUCAGAGGUACGUCUGGUGUAAUGGAAAAAAAAAAUGCACCGGGUCAGCUUCACACACACAUAUACACACACACAUGCACACUCCGUGCAUGAACUAGCCAGUUAAUUUGAACACGGCCUGCAGACAGUGAGCGCACCGUUUCGUGACGAGGUUGGAAACGGGCUUAGGCAGAAAAAAAAAAGAAAAGAAAAAAACUUGCAUUUGCAGGCAAGGUGCGUUCUUUUCUUUUUUUUCUUUUUAAUCUAUCUCAGUUUCUGGGGACUUGCAAAUCCAACCAACAGGAUUUUUAGCUGCAUUUUGUCCCCGAGAGAACAAGCAUGAUGCCGAAUUUAUGCCUUUUUGCUCCCGCCCUCUUAACUCAAGGCACCCAGUUCCUCCAAUCAUUGUCUCACAUUCUUUUACUUUCCCAUUUUGUAAGGCACUGGGCAGAAACACCCCCUCCCCCCCAAAAAAAGUUCCCCCUUCAGUCACCCUCCCUGUCUCUGUCUUUUUCUCUUUCCCCUUCUCUUUCUUGUAAGUAAUCUUUAUUUUAUUAGUUUAAAAGCGCGUUUGUAUAGAGGUACGGUGUUUGUAUGAUAGCUGAAACCCAGGUCGUUAGGAAAGGCAAUAGUGGUGGGUUGAAUGACAACAGGGUUGCUUUUUUUGUGUGUGUUUUUUGAUAUUAUAUAAUUUUUUAAUUAAACUUCAGCAGUGUUUUAGGAUUUCAGGUUAAAAGAAAAAAAAAUCAGGAGAUGAGUUUUUUUUUUAAAAAAAGAAAUCUCUAUUUUGUGUCCUUCCCUUCUACCCACUUCUGAACAGAAUUUUUUUUAAAUAAAAGAAAAACAAUAAAUGGUUCCUAAAAUGAUAAAAUACUAUUGUAACAGCAAGUAACGUAGAUCUGAUUUUUUUUAAAAAAAGAUAUCUAUAUAUACCAGUCACCUGUCCUUCCCUAAAAAAAAGGAAAAAAAAAUAUCUUUAAGGUUGCCAACUGGAUUUAUAGUCACAAUUUGUACUGUUUGAUCCUGUUGACACCUCCGUGAAUAUGAGGAGGGGGAAAAAAAAACAAAGCAAAAAUCAGGCAGAAAAAAAAGCAUAUGGUAUAUAUAAAUAUAUAUGUUAAAAAAGAAGAUUAAGGAGUUGGCUUGCGGAGUUUGUUGCAAAGUAGGAAAUCUGUUUAUAUAUAAAAAAGAAAAAACCUGCACAGAAAAAAAA